This is a messenger RNA of Drosophila suzukii, 1229 nucleotides long. NCBI's taxonomy places the organism in Eukaryota, Metazoa, Arthropoda, Insecta, Diptera, Drosophilidae. The record is from RefSeq and is a predicted model, not a curated record.
AACAACUGGACCGCAUUGAAGAAGGAAUGGAUCAAAUUAAUGCUGAUAUGAGAGAAGCAGAAAAAAAUUUAAGUGGAAUGGAAAAAUGUUGCGGCAUUUGUGUCCUUCCAUGCAAUAAAAGUCAAUCAUUCAAAGAAGAUGAUGGCACCUGGAAAGGUAACGAUGACGGAAAAGUUGUAAAUAAUCAACCGCAAAGAGUCAUGGAUGAUAGAAAUGGAAUGAUGGCACAAGCGGGAUAUAUCGGCAGGAUAACGAAUGAUGCUAGAGAGGACGAAAUGGAAGAAAACAUGGGUCAAGUAAACACAAUGAUAGGCAACCUCCGCAACAUGGCACUGGAUAUGGGUUCUGAGCUGGAAAAUCAAAACCGUCAAAUUGACAGAAUUAAUCGAAAGGGUGAAUCUAAUGAAGCGAGAAUAGCUGUUGCUAAUCAAAGGGCCCAUCAACUAUUAAAAUAAUGAGACUUUAAGGCGGCGAAUACAUAUUCAUAAACAUAAUAACAACUUAUUAAAAUUUAAUAUUUCGAUUUGUGCGUGUGCUUCUGAUUUGUGUUGUUUUCCUUCUUUUCACCCUAUUUGUGCUUCAAAAGUUAUAAAAAAAAAUUGUACACUCAUUAAAAAUGUAAUAUUACGUUACCCAAGAAACCUAAGCAAACUUACAACUUUAUUAUUAUGUAUUUAUAUGUAUGUAAAUGUAUAUUUUACUAGAUUACUAGAUUUUACUAGAUUAAGAUUAAACACCACAAUUAAUAGCACAGGUCGAAAAAAUUUAGAGACUUCCUUGACGAAAGACCAAAUGCUACAAAACAUGAUAUGAUUUUAUCUGUAGAUUGCGAAUGCUUGCCUAAAAACUUUCCAUCACGUCAUAGCUUUCAAAUAAAUAUUUGACGUUUGGGCACUUUUUAAGGCUUAUUUAGAACUAAACACCACUUCAGUUGUCAUUAAAAACGCAUUUUUGUGGGAAUUUUUUAUCUAAUAUUUUUUUUUUGUAAAAGUUGAAACCAGACACUCACAAGACAUUGAUAGCUCCAAGUGCAGAGGAAAAACAAAAACAAAAAUAUAUUUAGAUAAAUGCAGUUUACUCAAAUAAGCAGAAAUUCCAUAAGAAGUGCCUUAACGAGCAGUAUUUGGUGUUUUGACCAACAAUUUUUCAAAACUGUGACAUGGUGGGAAGUUUGGGGUCGUAGAUUUUGUAAUUUUUAUGAUUAGCGUAAUUCGUAACACGAUUAUAAA